Molecule: messenger RNA, 1401 nt
Organism: Penicillium expansum
Lineage: Eukaryota; Fungi; Ascomycota; Eurotiomycetes; Eurotiales; Aspergillaceae
Product: flavin monoamine oxidase family protein
Exons: 3
Coding region: 1-1401 (466 amino acids)
Molecular function (GO): oxidoreductase activity
Source: RefSeq, a predicted model, not a curated record
AUGUACGACACCAUUAUAAUCGGCGCUGGGCUCAGCGGUCUCCAAGCUGCACUCAAUAUCCACGAAGCCGGUCACUCAGUCCUCGUAUUGGAAGCGCGUGACAGGGUCGGUGGUAAAACAUGCACGGCAUCUCUUGAGACAGGCGGAUGUGUGGAUCUCGGUGCUGCCUGGAUCAAUGACACAAACCAGUACCGCAUGCAUGGCUAUGCACAGCGCUUUGGGCUCGAGCUCAUCAAGCAGAACACAGAGGGGAAUGGUUUGAUGCAAGAUCUAGAUGGAACAAUCAUUCCAUUUGCAUAUGGCACUACACCACCGUUUGCAAAUGUAUCGGAUGUUCAAGAUCUUGAAAGAAUCAGAGAUACAAUUCACGACCUUUCUGUUCAGGCUCGAGAAUCUCUACUUGCAGGCUCGGCAAAUGGGCAAGUUCUAGAGCUUGAUCAGAUCACCUUGAAUGAAUAUGUUCAACGUCAGCGGGGAAGCGAAAGAACCUUGAAGAUGGUCAAUCUCUGGACCCAAGUCAUGCUUGGCGUGGACUCGGACGAAAUCAGUGCCGGGUGCUUUGUGGAUUAUUGCGCAAAGGGAGGUGGCUUGAUGCAAAUGCGCUCUGAUAGCAAGCACGGAGGACAAUAUCUGCGUUUCCGCAAAGGCACCCAAUCAGUGGCCAAGAACCUGGCCAAACUACUCCCACCGGGAUCCAUCCAGCUUGGAUCGCCAGUGAAAGCUGUAUCUGACCACGGGACAAAAGUACAAGUGACCGUGUCAUCGCCUCUCUCAAUUGACAAAGUCUUCACGGCUCGAAAACUGAUUAUCUCAAUCCCCACUCCGCUUUAUAAAGAUAUCACUUUCUCUCCCGCACUUCCAGCUCGCAAGUGGACCGCUAGCACGAGUACCAACCUGGGCACCUAUACCAAAUCCAUUCUUGUCUACAAGGAGCCAUGGUGGGUCGAGAAGAAUCUCUGCGGACUUAUUCUUAGCUAUGACGGACCCAUCGUUGUGGCUCGGGAUACUAGCAGCGCUGUCGACGGUCAAUAUUCAUUGACCUGCUUUGUGAAUGGCUCUAUCGGUCGGAAGUGGAGCGAGAUGGCUCCGUUCAAAAGGCAGGCUGCGGUCUUGGAGCACCUCUAUCAAAUCACUGGAGACAAGAAAGCUUUAGAGCCGAUUGAUAUUUUGGAGCGACAGUGGAUGAAUGAAGAAUGGAGUCAGGGUGCCGUGUGUCCGAUUAGUGGGCCUGGAGUCAUGAGUUCUGUCGGAAACCUUUGGAAGGUUCCGAUUGGCAACAUCCAUUUUGUUGGAACUGAGUUUGCUAAGGAGUGGAAGGGAUAUAUGGAAGGAGCUGUUAGCUCGGGUGAGGAAGGUGCGAAGGAAGUGUUGAAGCUCUUACAGAGAGGUCCAAAUUUGUAA